Messenger RNA from Diversispora eburnea, 942 nucleotides. NCBI's taxonomy places the organism in Eukaryota, Fungi, Glomeromycota, Glomeromycetes, Diversisporales, Diversisporaceae. The record is from the annotation of a GenBank genome assembly.
AUGUCUUUUCUCUCAGCGGAACGCGCAGUUGCAAUAGCAGCAGUUUUACAAGCGAGUAGAGUUUGUCAAAAAGUUUUUCAGAAACUUGUAACCAUUGAAGCCUAUACGAAAAGUGAUAAAUCUCCAGUAACAGUCGCAGAUUUUAGUUCCCAAGCAAUCAUAUCUACGUUUUUGCAUAAGAAUUUUCCAAAUGAUCCUAUCGUUGGAGAAGAAGAUUCUGAUGCAUUGCAUGGGGAAAGUGGUAAAGCGUUGAGAGAUAAAGUUUUAUCCUCAACUAAUUCUGUAUUGGAUGAACCAUUAGACGAACAGAAGUUGUUUGAAACCUUAGAUAGAGGAUCAUAUUCUGGUGGUGCUAAAGGAAUUGAUGGGACCAAAGGAUUUCUUCGUGGAGGACAAUAUGCAGUAUGUUUAGGUCUUAUCAUUGAUGGUCACGUUCAACUUGGAGUUACGGGAUGUCCAAAUCUACCUGUAGAUUUUAAAGAGCCAACAGGAGAAAAAGGAUGUUUGUUCGUUGCUGUUCGAGGACAAGGCGCUUUUCAGGUGAAUUUUUCAUCUUUAGUAGAGAAACAAAUAAGUUUGGCGGAGGUUUCGUCAGUAUCCGAUGCAACAUUUUGUGAAUCUGUCGAGGAAGCCCAUUCCUCACAUGGGGAAGCAGCACAAAUAGCGUCAUUAUUAGGUAUCACUAAACCAUCUAUUCGUAUGGAUAGUCAAUGUAAAUAUUGUUCUAUUGCCAGAGGUGACACGGAUAUACUUCUUCGGUUACCAGUCAUUAGAAGUUUAUUAAUUCAUGAAGCUGGAGGUGUGGUAUCUGAUAUUAAUGGAAAACCUUUGGAUUUUUCAUUAGGCAGAACUUUAAAGAAUAACAAAGGAGUGGUGGUAGCUCAUUCUAAUAUACAUUCUCAAGUUAUUAAAGCAGUUCAACAAGUUUUAUUCUCAAAAUGA